This is a messenger RNA of Recurvomyces mirabilis, 339 nucleotides long. RefSeq lists its product as uncharacterized. The record is from RefSeq and is a predicted model, not a curated record. The coding region runs from base 1 to 339 and encodes 112 amino acids. The transcript has a single exon. Lineage: Eukaryota; Fungi; Ascomycota; Dothideomycetes; Mycosphaerellales; Teratosphaeriaceae.
AUGCCUCUACAGGAUGGAGCAGAUCCAGGUUUUGCAGACAGGAAUGAGGUUUGUAUGUUUGGUCUGUCCGCCUCGGGCAGUAACGACAGGUAUCUAUUCGGCGAUACCUUCUUGCGGUCCGCUUACGUGUUUCAUGACCUGGACAACAACCAAGUCGGCAUUGCUCCGGUAGCUUCCGACUCCAUCGCCAAGUCACCACACAUCAUCACAGUCACCCAUGGUACCGGCGGCGAUACGACCACUGCCACCUCCGCAACGUCUGCCACCGUCUCGACUGGCAUAAUACGUAGCGACGGAUAUGGCCAUUCACCAACGACUACAGCCACUAUCUGGGGCUAG